CUAGGAUGGAAAGAAGCCCUUCUGGCAGGUCACCUCAUACUCGGCACCAAACGACCGAUCGCGGAAGGCCUGGCCGCCGGUGCCUCCCUUGACCAUCUCCGCUUUGUACCUCUCAAUGGACAGCAUGGGGAAGGGAUCGCAGUGCUCUACACACCAGAUAGCAAAGAUGUAGAUGGAGACACGAAGGCAGUGUUCUUCCAUGCCUGUCUGUUGCUUGUCUCACUUGAGAACUCGAGCGUCCUCCCUCCCCACAAGCCAUCCAGGCAGACAAUCUCCUCGUGGUUCUCCUCGCCUUUGGGUGACGACACCAGGGGGUCACAUGAUAUCUCUCUUGACGACCCGUGCUCUCGGCUGCCCUCGGUGGGAUACGAGCGCACUAUGUACAAAGAGGAGAGGGAAGGGAAUGGCGGACAGCUGGCCGCACAGUCCAAGGUGCGGUGUGCAAAACCCAAACUGGCACUUGAGGAUCUCCUCCGAUGCGAGCGGUCCGAUGCUGCUCGCAUUGAUGGCUCGAGGGGUGCUGCCCUCAGCACACUGGAUCCUCACCUGUGAGUUGUGGUAGACAAAGUCAGGCACACCUCGCCAUUUGGCUGCAGGAUUCGGCCCCUUGGCGUCGGGCAAAGGUGGCGGAUUGCGGAGCUCCUGCGGCGUGGGCGUGAUGCUUGUGUGCCCGAUGUUUGAGGCGUAUGUCCACUCUUCGCUGUAGCGGGGAUCGCGGCCGACCUUUUGAAGGGCAUCAGUCGGGCAGGAUGCCGCACACUCCAGUGUGACCAUAUCCCACUGUAUAUUGGGGUCGAAGGAGCUCUCGCCCAGGCAGGUGAUGUUGAUCCUCUCUUGUUCGACUGCCAGGGGGUUGAUUACGUCAAGACGUGAGCUGCGGUAGCCACGACCGGUGUCACAGCUGAAAGGACAAAAGCAUACCACGCAAAGUGCAGAUGUGGUGGCCAGCUUCUCUGCUAUCGUACCCGACGGACACGACGGUCAUGGGUUUGAAGCUCAUAGGGUAGGUGCCGGGCUGAUCGGGCUUUAGCAGAGUUGGCGACCGAAGGGUGUAGUUGGCCUUCCGGAGAGACACCAGAUAGUCACGGCCACACCCGCCUGCAAAUCCACCCACCAGCCACACAGCAUCCAAUGCCGCUUGGUUCCCACAUGUAUGUCUCUGCAUUCUGUGUGCUGUCUGUGUACGUUUGCAUUCGAGUGUGCGUGGGCUCCAGUGUCCGUCGAGGCAGACGAGGUCCUCUGUGGCCUGGCCGGUCAUCGGCUGGAAGCCGUUGUCGGUGUCGCAUGCAAUGCUCCUGAUGGCGCCAUGGUUGUUGUUCUCCGUGUCACCCACGAAAUGCAUGCCCUCGCGGGGCAGCGCGGGGCUCUCCAAACACUUGGCUGAAUGGACACAUCGAAAGACAAAGGAGGCAGCUUUGCACAAAUGACAAGGUGCGGCGAUGUGUUUGCUUACAUCUGCACGUGAGACGGGGCGUCUGGUACUGGCCAUAUUCGCAUCUCACUGUCUCACGUGUCACAUUAGGCGUCACUGAGUUGUGCGUCUCGUCGCACUCGACUGUCGAGCUGUCCCCGUGUUUGUUGCCUGUAUACGUCACCUUAUAUCCGAGGGUCUUGGCCAAGGGGAACUCAUCGAAACCAGGACAGUGAUCUAUAGUACACAGAACCAUCCAUAAAGCUAGCUAAUGUCAUAUGACGGCCAUUCUUCUCUCUUCUUUCCUCACAAAUGCACUUGAGGUGGAGCUCUGGCGUCCAGUGUCCAGCGAGGCACCAUAUGAGCUGUGUCGAUGCGAGGCAGUCCACGCCCUCCUUGCGACACGCCGGCACGGCCUCCUUAGGGUUGCAUCCCACUUCCAGCCAGUCUCUCUGGCUGACGAGGUCGGCCAGCCGGCCGCUGCCAUGAGGGUUGCGGGACGUCCGCAGAAUCAGGUAGGGGGGAGGGGGAGCGUCGUAUUGGCUGCACGGAGCUGCAGCGCAGCCAUCUAAGAAGAGACACAUUUCUCGUACGUCCCUUGCCUUGCCUUCAUGCGCCUCGUUAUCACUCACAUUCGCAGACGAUCGUCCGUGGCGUCCACUGGCCGUGCAGACAGUACACGACGGAGUAGGACGCGCCUCCAGCCGGUGCAUGUGGCUCCACACAUGUGAUGUUGCGGUAGGUCAUGUGCUGGAGGGACUCGGGCGAGUUGGGGUACACGCCGGGCGGCAGCUUGACCAUAUACAUCAUCUGACCCAGGUCGGGAUACUCCUGGCAGUACGCUGACACACGAGAAGAGACCAAGGCAAAUCUUUGUGUAUGGUCGUGUGUGUGUCUGUAGCAAGCUACUGCACCUUCGCAGUGGAACCCCGGGAUUGUGUAUUGGCCAUCGAUGCACUUGACAGUCCUUUCCACCCGCGGGAUGCUGAUUGUGACCUCAGCCCCGCCCUUGCAGUGGACCUUGACGAUCGUGCCGUGGGUCUUCUCAUUCACCUCUGGACCGCCGACCCAGUAGGACAGAUUCUGACGAAUCACCUCCUCUCGAUAAGGGCGAGCACAGUCCUCUGAAGAGAGAGGAAGGAGUCACAGCCAACUCUUUAUGCUCUAUCCAUUCGUCCGUUGGUGAUUUUCCCCGUCUCACUUUUGCAGACGGUCUCUGGUGGCGUCCACUGCCCGUCGGGCUCGCAGUAGACAAUCUCCUUCUUGCGGUAACGUCGCGUCGAUGAGUAGCCCGGCAUGCACAUCAACACGCGGUAGUCGCCCGCCGUUCGCCCCUCUGUGCCUGCCGCGUAGUCAGCAGUGACAUGCUUGUCGUGGAACUGAUACUUCUCCAUGUACUCUCCCCACGGCGGACACAACUCUGGACAGCGCAUAGAGGAAAAAAGUGAGAAGGGGCAGAGAAGAGGAGCAGGAAUAUCAUGUCUCACUUCUGCAGUUGCAUGCGCAGUUGGUCUCGGCUUCGGUCUUGUCGACCCCAUCGCACUCCUCGCCCGGCUCGACUAUCCCGUUGCCGCAGAUGGCGGUGCGGCCUGUGUGGUUGGGGGAAUAAAGACAUGAAGGGCAGUCCAAUGUAACAUCAACAGCUAUUCUAUGCCCACCCAGGAUGUAGUUGAGAUCGUUGACUGCCAACGGCACUUCCGUCUUUGGAUCAAACGAUCGAAAGCGGAUAGUCACAAGCCGCACGUCGCCUGCACACACAAUGCAAUACACCUUUGAAAGCGUGCCUCUGUGCGUGUUGCUCACUGACCAUGCAAACAGUUGAAGUCGUCUGCGUCGCAUCCAAUUGUGAAUUUCUCCGUCUGAUUGAGACUCGCAGUCGUGUCUUUGAGCACCAACAGACGGCCUCCUUGCGGUGUCAACUCCUGAAGCUCGCGGAAUAUGUGGACCUGAGAGACAUGUAUCGAACCAAGAUCAUCAUCGCAUUCGCUUCCCCAGCGUGUAUAGAUCUCCUCACAUUGUAGUUGCCUUCCGGUGUUGGAAUGAUUUGAAAGGUAUAGAGCUGCGGGCGGCCCCAGCAUGCACUCACCAUGACUUCCUGCCGCUCUAUCUUGACUGUCGCCCCUCCGCUGCCCCGCCUCAUCCACCGCCGCUCCCUGUUCUCGCCCUCCUGCACCAGCACCACUCGACCAGUGUCGCGUGAAGGGCCGUCGCUGACACCACUGGCUGCCUUGCGCCUUCUUAGUGUGGAAUUCGUUAACUUCCAAAAGAGCGCUUCGAGCCUGAGUCUCAGGGGCCUCUGGCUCACUGGGUGGCAAUGGAUUGGCCUCCACCUGCACGCCAAUCUUCAUUUUGCCGAUGGCCCUGAGCGGCCAGGGCUCGAUCACUAUCUGGAACCGGCUGUCUGUCCCGCUGUCGAAGAGCACUGUGCGACGUGUGGUUGUCUCGCCAUCCACGUCGACAUAGAUGAAGAAGCUCCAGCCGGGCGCUAAGGCAGCCAUAGGGUUCAUGGCCGGGGGCGGCAUUAUGGACAGACACGACACAUUGGACCGCAGCAGCGGUCCCUCGACGCCACGAUCACCACCAGACAAUCGAACACCGAAG
Vitrella brassicaformis is the source of this 4012-nucleotide messenger RNA. The record is from the annotation of a GenBank genome assembly. NCBI's taxonomy places the organism in Eukaryota, Vitrellaceae.